Aspergillus piperis CBS 112811 is the source of this 2384-nucleotide messenger RNA. RefSeq lists its product as uncharacterized. NCBI's taxonomy places the organism in Eukaryota, Fungi, Ascomycota, Eurotiomycetes, Eurotiales, Aspergillaceae. The record is from RefSeq and is a predicted model, not a curated record. The transcript has a single exon. Bases 67 to 2301 code for a protein of 744 amino acids.
CAGCCUAGAAAUGCUCCAGUGGACCUCCUGAACGAAUUCAUUCUCGAGACUUUGGCGUUCAAAGACAUGUAUGACAGGGAGGAAAGUGUCAUCAAAGCACAUCCGAAGACGUUCGAAUGGAUCUUCGAUGCGGACAGCCGUCAGGGGAAGGACGAAACUGAAUUUCGUCACGGGUUUUCUGCAUGGCUCGAAACUGACAACUACGGUCCCAUAUACUGGGUGACAGGCAAGCCGGGGUCAGGAAAAUCGACACUCAUGAAAUAUCUCUACGAACAUCCAGCCACACAUGCAUCCUUCCGGAAGUGGGCAGGUGCCUUGCCCAUUUCAACCGCAGGAUUUUUCUCAUGGGCUAGUGGGAGCAAAGAGCAGCGGUCUAAGAGCGGACUCCUUAGAUCUCUUUUGUACCAAUUUCUGUCGAUCAAUCCCCACCUCAUCCCUCGCACGUUCCCUAAUCUUUGGACCAAAAUUCGUACUAUGACCUCCAAGGAGAGAAUUGCGCUCCAUCUCGAAUGGGAUAUAGACGAGCUUUUGGAAGCCUUCCAACUGUUCAUGGGUGCAGCACUUUCAGAAAUGAAAAUUUGCAUUUUUAUCGAUGGCCUCGAUGAAUUUGAUGAAGAUCACCAGGAACUCCCAAAUUUCUUCAAGAAAUACAGUCUUGGUGGCCGUGUCAAAAUGUGUCUCUCUUCGCGUCCCUGGAACAUGUUUGAAGCAGCCUUUCAAACCACGGGGCCUAGUGUCAAACUACAAGAAAUCACACAAUCUGAUCUCUAUCAAUACGCAACCGACAGACUAAGGGAAAAUGCUGUUGUUCGUCAUCUUCUUGGACGUACGAUAGAAGAAUCGGAGGCAUUGCGUCAGGCGAUAGUUGAUAAGGCAGACGGGGUUUUCCUAUGGAUCAAGCUGGCUUUAAACGACAUCUUGAAAGAAUUUGACCCUAAACAAGGCCUAGCUGGGUUGCGAGACCGGUUGGAUCAACUUCCAGGAGAGUUGGACGGUUUGUACGAAAAGUUUUUGCUUCAGGAUCAAACCGAUACCCAAAUCGCGGAGACGGCAACUUUUUUCCUGCUCAUUGAAGCGCGAGAGACUGUGGCCGAAUUUGUCAAUGAUACGUCAGCAAGCUCUCUCACAGUCUGGGAGCUGGCCUUUGCCUUGAAACAAGGUUAUGACGACUAUGCCACGGACGGGGACUUGGCGCAGGUGUCCGACGUCUUUAUCCAAGAACGCUGCAGUGAUACAAUAGAGUGCAUGCACCAACGAUUUGCUGGACUAUUGAGCCUUCAAGGGAGGCCGAGUCAAAAUCACCAUCGUAGUAUCAAGUUCUCGGGCAAUGUCGAUGGGGACAGUGCAUCCAUACGCCGACUGGCGAACACAAAAGUCACCUUCAUCCAUCGUACGGUACGCGGUUGGUUGCGAGUCGAUUCUGUUCGUAGAGGACUUGAGCAGAGAAUAUCAGCUGGUUUUGAUCCUCAUUUACGGCUUUUACGAUCACAUGUUCUCCGGUUCAAGAGGCCAAUGGAAGAAAUUGAGCAUCACAGACGGUUUGAUGAGUGGUGGCCUGACGUGACUCUCGCCAUGACUCAUGCCAGGUAUAUCGUUAAUGACGCGGAGAAGCUGCAACGCCGCUUCUUGAAUGAGCUCAACAGAACUCUUUCGUGGCUGUGGGAUACCAAUGCGGAUCCGAACGACCAUUGGGCUGCCAAAGCCUUUGGAUUCUUUCACGUUCGGAAAAAGGCGCCAUCAAUAUGGCAUCCUUUCUUAUGCUUGGCGACGAAAUUCGGCUUAACUACCUACGUUUCCGAAGAAUUGGACGCAUGGAUUUCGCAGGGCAACCAUGGCGUUCUUGGCCAUGGGAUUCUGAACUACGAUGAAAAAACCACUCCUCUUCUCACCUAUGCGACCGAAUUUCUAUGCUCCCGAGAGAGAUCCAUUUACCCGCUAUCAGAUCCCAAUAUGGUACACAACCUUCUCGAACGGCGUCAUUAUAUUAACCCGGGCCCAAACCACGAGUACAUUGAUUUCGAAACCAAACGUCCUAUGACCUCGUGGGUGAAACUUUUGCGGCAUCUCCGAGAUGCGCACCGACGGCAUCUGAUAGGAUAUUUUGACACCGACCCAAACGGCAUUACGCGUUGGGCAGAGAUUGUGCGGCUUUUUAUAAGAGGCGGUGCGGAUGUUGAUGCUGUUAUUGCGGCAGACCCUUGGGACCCAGAAAUAACGAUGGUUGGCGUUAUGGAAAUGUUGGCUGACACAUAUUGUGCGGUAGAGCUGGAAGACCUCAAGCGCCUUAUUGGUAAGAAAUAGAACAGAGCUUAACUAUACAGAAAAAUUUAGGGAAACACUCAAGACAUAAAGGGCUGAGAACCUUGUAUAGAUUUAGACUAUUG